Hypomesus transpacificus is the source of this 2964-nucleotide messenger RNA. RefSeq names its product serine/threonine-protein kinase prk-2-like. The transcript has 8 exons. NCBI's taxonomy places the organism in Eukaryota, Metazoa, Chordata, Actinopteri, Osmeriformes, Osmeridae. The record is from RefSeq and is a predicted model, not a curated record. Gene Ontology annotation, cellular component: cytoplasm. Gene Ontology annotation, molecular function: ATP binding; protein serine/threonine kinase activity. Gene Ontology annotation, biological process: negative regulation of apoptotic process; regulation of mitotic cell cycle; protein autophosphorylation. The annotation marks the transcript as partial.
UCAGAAUUGUCUUCCAAAUUAAACAAGGUUGCUGAACUUUUUUGGCAAUUUUGGCAAUUUGCUGAUUUUAUUUGCUACAUGUUAGUCUGUAACAUGAAGCAAUAAGGUACGAGAGGCUGCGAAUCGGGCUUAACAACACACUUGAACGCGUACUUUAUUGACGAUAAACUGCCUCUCGUACCUUAUUGCUUAAGUGAAUGUCACUUUCUUGUGGACUUUAUUGAAUUUGCCAUGUUUCAUGAGGCACAUGGCUAAUCCAAUGUCCUUAUGACAUCAUAAUUGAUUCCAUGACAACAGCAUACCAUUCUACGAAAUUUUACAUAUAUGCCUUUAACAAGCUCACUGCAGAUCAUUGCUACAUAACUUUUUGAAGGAGCCUAUUUCCAGUCAAUUGUUUUAUGAACUCACUAAAUUAUUAUUAUUCAACGAUAGCCUGCAAAUCAAUCCACUCUCCCACCUCGAAAUGAGUGAGUAUAUUAAUAUAAUAAUUAUUAUUAACUGCUGUAGUAUUUUUCAAAUGCCUUCAAAUAUUGUACAACAUCAUCACAUGUCACCACCAUCUGAUUUACACUCUGCCAUGUCACAUUUAGUAUUUAUACAUUAUUUGUAAACACUAAGCACAAUGUUUACACAUCAUAUAAUAAAAAUUACUUGAGAACCACAAAAACAUGAUCACUUCACAAUGAAUGUCAAGUCUGUCAUUGCCCUGUCACCACCAUCAGACAAAAAUAUGAAUUAUUUUGUGGUUUAGGUGUCUGAUAGUGUUGAAACAAAGUGUCACGGUAAAAAACAUUUUGAUAAAAAGGGAAAGGUUGGGAGGUUGUGUCAAAGUGUAGCUAAGGAGCUUAGUAGAUGUUAAAUACUUCUAAUUUGUCUGAGCAAAGGGUUUUAUUUAAAUAAAUAUUGCCCCCUGUUGAUUCCCACUUCUAAUGUCAGGCUCUGAACAAGUAUAUCCUAUGGACGUGGAGUGUAGGCUACCUAUAUGAUUGUUUAAUUUUUUACAAUAUUAUCUAACCUGAUGUGAAUGUCACUUUCUUUCUGAAUUUAUUGAAUUUGCCAUGUUUCAAGAGGCACACGGUUAAUCCUAUGUCCUUAUGACAUCAUAAUUGAUUCCAUGACAACAGCAUACCAUUCUACAAAACUACAUGUGUACACCAUUUUACAAGGUCACUGCAGGGCAAUGCUACAUUGCUUUAAAAACUAUUAUAGUCAAAUGGUUAAUGAACUCAAUAGAUAGUAAUUAUAUCACAAUAACGUGCUUAUCAAUGCACUCCCACCUUGACACAUGAGUGAGUAUGACGAUAUUAAGUAUUUUUUUUAAAUGCCUUAGAAUAUUGCAGAACACAACACGUUCAAUUAAAUGACUAUAGCUACAUAAUGAUGCAUACAGUAACAACAUAGUUAAAGAUGAUAGUUAAGGUAGCUAGAUAUAAACUAUACAAUAAUAAAGACAGAAAAAAUAGAUAGAUGGAUAGACAAAAAUAUUCAUUAUACAUGAAUGUGUGUGUGUGUACUCUAGGAUCGUUUGAGGAGAAGUACGUGGAACUGAGCUGUCUUGGCCAAGGUGGCUUCGGCUCAGUCUACGCAGGACUCCGUAUAGAUGACAAUCUGCCUGUGGCAGUCAAGCAUGUUCCCAUUGAUAAGGUGAUAAAUACACCUGUGACCCUGCGUGGGAAGCUCCGCCAGCUCCCCCUGGAGGUGGUGCUCCUACUGAUUGUAGGACAGGGUGGGGCAGACAUGGCUGAGAAGGCCAGGGGUGAGGAGAUCAUUCUGAGGCAGCUGGUUGAGGCCAUGGUCAAUUUUCACUCUUGGGGUGUCCUCCACCGUGAUAUUAAGCCAGAGAACCUUCUGGUGGAGACCGGUUCUGCAGUUCCACGGAUUAGGGUUCUGGACUUUGGCUGUGGCUGCAUUAUCCAAGAAGCACCCUACACCAAGUUCCUUGGGACCAAAAUGUACAUCCCUCCUGAAUGGUACCUCCAUGGUUCCUACCAGGCGGUUCCAUCCGCUGUCUGGCAGCUGGGGGUACUGUUAUAUAACGUGCUGUCUGGGAUAUUCCCCUUUUGCACACCCGACCAGGUCCUUUAUUGUGAUCCUAUCCCUACCAUGGAUGGGUUUUCCAGCCAAUGCAAGAACCUGCUGAAAUUGUGUUUGGCAAAGUGCCCCAAAGACCGGCCUACUCUAGAGGAAGUCCUUCUCCACCCUUGGCUGCGUCCAGAGGAGGAGAAGAACGCAGGGAGACAGAAAAAGAGAAAGAGAAAGGAAAGAAGAGACGCACAGAGCAGCAGAGGAGGGGAGAAAGAGGAAGAGAGUGCUGGAAGAGAGACAGGAUUCGGGGGAGUCUUCAACGGCACUGUCCCUGAGGACGCCUCAUAUUCGUCCUCCCUCUCCCUGUCCCAGGGCAACACCAAGAGGUGUAGGGUAGAUACCAGGAGCCCUGAGGUGUCCCCUAAAAAGACCACUGCCACAACAAUGACCCCACAUGGUACACAUGGAAGAGUGGGAUGCGGCCAAGACAAGGACCCAGAGGAGAAGCAGGGCUACAUGGAAAGGGAGACAGAACUUGACAGGGCCCGUGCUGUGUCCACCAUCCCAGAAAUGAGCAAUACAGCACUGCUGCCCAGAGGCCCUCUGCCUGUGCUGCCCAGAGGCGUGGUGCCCGUGCUGCCCAGAGGCCUGGUACCCGUGCUGCCCAGCACCGAGCCCUCUGCUCCCCCUGAGCCCCCAGCAGAGUCCUGGUCAACUCUAGCACCCCCAGAGCUCCCUGCAUGUAAGAACCCCGGCCUUGGUCACCACCACCGACCCCCUGAGCACCUCUGCACAUCCAGACGGCCUCCAGGUCUGCCUCCAGAGCUGCCCCGGCUUUUCACCCUGCCUCCUGGCCGGCCUCCACAACUGCCCUGGCCUUCGUCCCUGCCCCCCGGUCGUCCUCCUGACCUCCCCACUGUCCCUUUCUCCCCCCGUCGC